Gadus chalcogrammus (walleye pollock) is the source of this 4197-nucleotide messenger RNA. RefSeq lists its product as uncharacterized. The coding region runs from base 1 to 3876 and encodes 1291 amino acids. The record is from RefSeq and is a predicted model, not a curated record. The transcript has 19 exons. NCBI's taxonomy places the organism in Eukaryota, Metazoa, Chordata, Actinopteri, Gadiformes, Gadidae.
AUGAAAAGUUUUAUCAGGCUGAACCCCGAGCGCAAGAACACUCGGGAGUAUCAACUUCAGAACGUUACAGGUGCUGGCAUCCCUGAUGUGGUCACCAAUCUGGGGGACACUGAAACUGAGGUGUUCAGAAGAGAAGGAGAAGAUGCCAUCUUACCGUGUGGUCUGGGUUCCCCGGUGAACCUGAAGGAUGAGGUGUUUGACUGGAAGAAGAAGCAGCAGGAGGUGUUCUUCUAUGAAAAGGGCAAGCAUUACAACAACGGCAAGCGUGGACAAGACCCCCUGUUCGUGGGCAGGGUGCACCUUCUCCCAGGGGGGCUGCAGGCCGGUAACGCCUCUGUGGUCCUGUCCAAUGUGACCCAGGCAGACGGCGGAGUGUAUUCUUGCUACUUCCCACGUCGGAACCUGACGAGAUGGAUCCGGCUGACUGUAGGUGCAGACAUCACUGAGGUGUUCACCAGAGAGGGAGACAUCGCCAUCCUACCGUGUGCUCUGGGUUCCCCGGUGGACCUGACAGAUGGGGCGUUUGACUGGAAGAAGGGGAAGCAGGAGGUGUUCUUCUAUAUAAAGGGCAAGGACUACAACAACGGCCGGGAGGGACAAGACCCCCAUUAUGUGGGCAGGGUGCACCUUCUCCCAGGGGGGCUGCAGGCCGGUAACGCCUCUGUGGUCCUGUCCGGUGUGAUCCAGGCGGACAGUGCUGGCAUCCCUGAGGUGGUCACCAAUCUGGGGGACACUGACACUGAGGUGUUCACCAGAGAAGGAGAAGAUGCCAUCUUACCGUGUGGUCUGGGUUCCCCGGUGAACCUGAAGGAUGAGGUGUUUGACUGGAAGAAGGAGCAGCAGGAGGUGUUCUUCUAUGAAAAGGGCAAGCAUUACAACAACGGCAAGCCUGGACAAGACCCCCAGUUCGGGGGCAGGGUGCACCUUCUCCCAGGGGGGCUGCAGGCCGGUAACGCCUCUGUGAUCCUGUCCAGUGUGACCCAGGCCGACGGCGGAGUGUAUUCUUGCUACUUCCCACGUCGGAAACUGACGAGAUGGAUCCGGCUGACUGGCACAGGUUUCACGGGAGGCACUCGCCUAUCUUGCUUGGACCACUCGUGGGGAUUUCUUGUCUCUUGUCCCUCCUGCACCGUGUUGCAGAACGUUACAGCCACGGUGGCGUACUGCUCUUCCGGGAUUGUAACACAGCCGUAUACUUGUUGGCUCUUCAACAUUGUGAGCGUGUACUUGUUGACCUCGCAUUCAGGUGCUGGCAUCCCUGAGGUGGUCACCAAUCUGGGGGACACUGACACUGAGGUGUUCAGAAGAGAAGGAGAAGAUGCCAUCUUACCGUGUGGUCUGGGUUCCCCGGUGAACCUGAAGGAUGAGGUGUUUGACUGGAAGAAGGAGCAGCAGGAGGUGUUCUUCUAUGAAAAGGGCAAGCAUUACGACAACGGCAAGCGUGGACAAGACCCCCAGUUCGGGGGAAGGGUGGGCCUUCUCCCAGGGGGGCUGCAGGCCGGUAACGCCUCUGUGAUCCUGUCCAGUGUGACCGAGGCCGACGGCGGAGUGUAUUCUUGCUACUUCCCACGUCGGAAACUGACGAGAUGGAUCCGGCUGACUGUAGAGCGCGUCCCCGAUCACACUCCCCCAAAUAUCAGGAAUGCGGCAGGUGCUGGCAUCCCUGAGGUGGUCACCAAUCUGGGGGACACUGACACUGAGGUGUUCACCAGAGAAGGAGAAGAUGCCAUCUUACCGUGUGGUCUGGGUUCCCCGGUGAACCUGAAGGAUGCGGUGUUUGACUGGAUGAAGGAGCAGCAGGAGGUGUUCUUCUAUGGAAAGGGCCAGCAUUACGACAACGGCAUGCAUGGACAAGACCCCCAGUUCGGGGGCAGGGUGGGCCUUCUCCCAGGGGGGCUGCAGGCCGGUAACGCCUCUGUGAUCCUGUCCAGUGUGACCCAGGCCGACGGCGGAGUGUAUUCUUGCUACUUCCCACGUCGGAAACUGAAGAGAUGGAUCCGGCUGACUGUAGAGCGCGUCCCCGAUCACACUCCCCCAAAAAUCAGGAAGGCGGUGGUUGAGCCGCGGUUGAGGCUGGAGGUGGUAGAGGCUCCCCCGUCCUCCGGCUCGGUGCGGCUGUCCUGCGUCUCCAGAGGAGGCCAGCCCCAGCCCAGCGGUCUGGAGUGGCAGACGCCCAACGGAACUGUGAUCCCUGCAGAAGAAGCACCGCCGGCCGCCUCCUCAGACAGCGAUGGCCGCGACUCCAUCAGUCAGACGGUGAAGGUGACCGAGCCAGGCAGCUACACCUGUCUGGCCCGGCAGCAAGGCGUCCACCCUGCGGUCAGAGACACCAUCCGAGUGUUUGGCCAUUGGUUGACCGGCGAUCAUGAAGAGGUCCUCGGGAAUGGUCCAUGGAAGGCCAUAGCAGGUGCUGACAUCACUGAGGUGUUCACCAGAGAGGGAGACGAUGCCAUCCUACCGUGUGCUCUGGGUUCCCCGGUGGACCUGACAGAUGAGGCGUUUGACUGGAAGAAGGGGAAGCAGGAGGUGUUCUUCUAUAGACAGGGCAAGGACUACAACGACGGCCUGGGGGGACAAGACCCCCAUUAUGUGGGCAGGGUGCACCUUCUCCCAGGGGGGCUGCAGGCCGUUAACGCCUCUGUGGUCCUGUCCGGUGUGACCCCGGCAGACAGUGGAGUGUAUAACUGCGUAAUUCUUGCAAAACGGACACAAAGUAAGAGAGAUAUCCGGCUGACUGUAGUGGUGGAGCCGCGGUUGAGGCUGGAGGUGGUAGAGGCUUCCCCGUCCUCCGGCUCGGUGCGGCUGUCCUGCGUCUCCAGAGGAGGCCAGCCCCAGCCCAGCGGUCUGGAGUGGCAGACCCCCAACGGAACUGUGAUCCCUGCAGAAGAAGCACCGCCGGCCGCCUCCUCAGACGGCGACGGCCGCUACUCCAUCAGUCAGACGGUGAAGGUGACCGAGCCAGGCAGCUACACCUGUCUGGCCCGGCAGCAAGGCGUCCACCCUGCGGUCAGAGACACCAUCAGAGUGUUUGGCCAUUGGUUGACCGGCGAUCGUCAAGAGGUCCUCGGGAAUGGUCCAUGGAAGGCCAUAGCAGGUGCUGACAUCACUGAGGUGUUCACCAGAGAGGGAGACGAUGCCAUCCUACCGUGUGCUCUGGGUUCCCCGGUGGACCUGACAGAUGAGGCGUUUGACUGGAAGAAGGGGAAGCAGGAGGUGUUCUUCUAUAGACAGGGCAAGGACUACAACGACGGCCUGGGGGGACAAGACCCCCAUUAUGUGGGCAGGGUGCACCUUCUCCCAGGGGGGCUGCAGGCCGGUAACGCCUCUGUGGUCCUGUCCGGUGUGACCCCGGCGGACAGUGGAGUGUAUAAGUGCGUAAUUCUUGCAAAACGGACACAAAGUAACAGAGAUAUCCGGCUGACUGUAGUGGUGGAGCCUCGGUUGAGGCUGGAGGUCGUGGAGGCUCCCCCGUCCUCCGGCUCGGUGCGGCUGUCCUGCGUCUCCAGAGGCCAGCCCCAGCCCAGCGGUCUGGAGUGGCAGACCCCCAACGGAACUGUGAUCCCUGCAGAAGAAGCACCGCCGGCCGCCUCCUCAGACAGCGACGGCCGCUACUCCAUCAGUCAGACGGUGAAGGUGACCGAGCCAGGCAACUACACCUGUGUGGCCCGGCAGCAAGGCGUCCACCCUGCGGUCAGAGGCACCAUCCAAGUGUUUGUCAAUUGGCAGUCGUUGACCGGCGAUCGUGGCGAGGUCUUCUGGAAUGGUACCCGGAACGCCCUUUGUGUUUUGUCAAUUCUCUCUAUUAUGUUAUCAUUUGGAGCUAAAAUGUACAAAUGUUGUGCCAAAAAGAAAAACAGUAAGGAAGGUAUAGUUUAAAAUACAACCAACAAAGGGCCUCCAAGGGAAUUCCCUGCGUUGCUCAUGACACCUCCUGAUAGCGCUCUGGCAGGUGCCCCUAACCUUCUGAUUGAGAUCAGAGCCGGUCCUAGGGUGACCCCUGAGGAAGUUAUCUCUCUGGAGUCAAUAAGUGGAUGACAAUACAUUUUGCGAAUGACAAUACAUUUUGUCAUUCUGAUUGCUGUAGUAGUUGCCAAUGGUGGGCUGUUACUUACUAAAGGUGAUUAUUUGCUGAUAAUUUUGCAUUAUAGCGAAUCGGGAUGCAAUUAAUAGUUUGAAAUAUUCACCAAAAAUCAAAAA